Messenger RNA from Passer domesticus (house sparrow), 1134 nucleotides. RefSeq names its product involucrin-like. NCBI's taxonomy places the organism in Eukaryota, Metazoa, Chordata, Aves, Passeriformes, Passeridae. The record is from RefSeq and is a predicted model, not a curated record. The transcript has 8 exons. The coding region runs from base 1 to 1134 and encodes 377 amino acids.
AUGAUUCGAGAGCUGGAGAGCCAAGGGGUGGUCAGCAAAACCCACUCGCCCUUCAACAGCCCCAUCUGGCCUGUGCGUAAAUCUGAAGGAGGAUGGAGACUGACGGUGGACUACUGUGCAUUGAAUGAAGUGACUCCACCACUGAACACUGCCGUGCCAGACAUGUUAGAGCUGCAGUACGAGCUUGAGCCCAAGGCAGUGAAGUGUCAGAUCGUGAGCCCUCUUUACCUGGUAACCUGCAAGAAGAAUGACUUCCACUGGGGCCCUGAGCAGCAACAAGCUUUUGAUCAGAUUAAGCAGGAGAACGCUCAUGUGAACAUCAAGUCAGAGCCCCAAGCAGAGCUGCCCGAAGCUCAGAGUGCCAUCAUGGCAGUGGAGAGGAGGAAGAAGGAAGACAUGAGAAGAAUUCAAGAGGAGAUUCAUCUCCAUCAGCACAGGGGCAAUCAACAAAAACAUACCAUCAAGGAAGAUGUGCAGGCGGAGCUGCAGGAAUCUGAGGAUAGGAACAAGGAAAGGGUGAGGAGGCUGGAGGAAGAAAUGAAAAUCAUCAGAGAGAAACUUAACCGCCUCCCUUGGGCUCUACAAAAGCAAGUGACAAAAGUAACAGCCAUCUCUCCCAUGGCUCCCUCUGCUCCUGGAGAAGACGCCAAAAAGGAGCAAAAUGAGCAGGAUAACCACAUGCGCCCAGCCGUGGUCACAGCCCAGCCUGAUCAUCCCAAGAGAGUGACGAAAGGAACAGCCGUCUCUCCCAUGGCUCCCUCUGCUCCCGGAGAAGAAGGCAAAGAGAAGCAAAGGGAGCGAGAGAAGCAGAAGCAGCCCUCUGUUUUGACAGCCCAGGCUGCUCCUUGCAAGAGAGUCCUUGUAGAGAAAGAGCAGGACGAGGCUUCUUUAUCAGAGAUGCCAUGCCAGGCUCAGGGAGAGCUGUUCCCAGCCCGAGAGCAGGAAGAGCAGCUCAGGCAGCAGGUGGAAGAGCCACAGCAGAAUGGCCAGAACAUGAAGUCAGAGCCCCAAGCAGAGCUGCCCGAAGCUCAGAGUGCCAUCAUGGUAUUGAAGAGGAGGAACAAAGAUGAGAUCAGAAGAAUUCAAGAGGAGAUUCAUCUCCACCAGCACAGGAGCGAUCAACAAAACCAGUAA